Messenger RNA from Populus nigra (black poplar), 2304 nucleotides. RefSeq names its product protein KAKU4. The record is from RefSeq and is a predicted model, not a curated record. Gene Ontology annotation, biological process: nuclear membrane organization. The transcript has 13 exons. Gene Ontology annotation, cellular component: nuclear envelope. Bases 128 to 2041 code for a protein of 637 amino acids. Lineage: Eukaryota; Viridiplantae; Streptophyta; Magnoliopsida; Malpighiales; Salicaceae.
CAUUUGUAAAGCACCCCACCACCAACAACAUUCCUCUUCUCUCUUUAACGAGAUCCAUCCACCCCCGGAUAACCGCUCCCUCUCUCUCUCUACCUGAAAAUUUUCCAAUUUCAAAAACUGAGUCACGAUGUCCCCCAUUUCCCGGCCUCCGAAUCGACUCACUGAGUUCAAAUCAGGUGGAAAAAUCGUUCGACCCAGGCGAACCACUACCCGUCCCACUCCAUACGACCGGCCUACUCCUCGCCUUUCCCCUAUUUCCACUCCUCAAAACCCUAAUUGGCUUUCUCGUUUCAUUUUAUCUCCUUCUCGUAUAAUUGCUACCGGUGCCGGAAAAGUCUUAUCCACCGUCUUCGGCUCUGAAUCCUCCGCUUCCUCCUCCUCCUCCUCCGAUGUCGACGAAGAAGAAGAAGGCGAUUCCGGUUCUACUUCCGAGGGUGAAAUGGAAGAUGUCAAUGACGGCAAUGGUUCUUCUCAAAGUGAUGUAAAGGAGAAUCAGACAACUGAAAUUGUUAAUUACUCGAAGAAAGAUCUCCCUGCUGUGGAGUGGAAGACUGCGACAUUGCGUGUAAUUGCACAGCUUCUAAUGCAGGAAACGUUCUCGAGGGAAGAAUGUGACAGACUAACACAUAUUAUUAAAUCGAGAGUGGUAGAUUCUCCCAUCACUGGAAGCACAAAAGAUGGGAGGCCGAGUAAGACUCUGGACAAGACAGUUGGCAAUGAUGUUGGUACACCUGAUAUCUGCAAUACAGCUGUUACAGAGGCCAAAAAAUGGUUUGAGGGAAAGAAAUUGGGGUCGAAUUCAAAGUCAGUGGAGUAUGGAACCUGCAUUUUGAACACUGCUCCACAUGCUACUGAAGGAGAAAUGGGUUCACCAGUGGAUUUGGCCAAAUCUUACAUGCGAGAGCGUCCACCUUGGGCUUCUCCUUCCACAAACCACAUCCAAUUGCAAUCACCGCCAUCAAUGGGAAAAGAGCUUUUUGUGGAAGCAACACCAUUUUCAGUCAGUGGCAAGUCAUUGUCCCAAUCAAAGUUGAACAGGGAUUUCCUGGUCACUGGUUCAUGGAAUAUCCAGGAGGAACUACGUAAAGUGAGAUCCAGGGCAACUGAAGAGAUGCUGAGGACUCGACCAUCUUCCAAAAUGGAUUGGUCUGCAUUAGCUUCAACUUAUAAAGGAGGCCCUAGUGUAUUGGGGGCUGGAGAAUUUAGUGGUGCUAAAAAUAAACUUUCCAACUUCACACAAUUAAUAGAUGUACCUUUGAAGUGGGGAAGUGCAGCAAAUAAUUCUGGCUUCACAGAUACUCAGAUGGCACAAGUUAGGUUGCAGAAAGAUGAUUUUUCACCUAAUGCAGCUACUUCUGUUCCCGAAAAAAGUCAGGGUCUGGGAUUAACACCGACCACUGAGGGAAUGGCAGGAUUGCGGGAUGGCUCUGAAGGGAUAUCAAGCCAUGAACAACAGCAGCUUCCAGAAGAAGUGAUAGUAAAACAAAGUGCUGAUGCUGUCAUCGCCAAUGGCCCAGAAGACAUUGAGGAGACUAGCCACCCUUUGAGCUCUAGAAUGGAAAGAACUGUACAAGGCAAGAGUUUUAAAUCUGAUUCAAUGUUACUUGAAGUAAAUUUUUCACCAUCCAAGGAAGUUGCUGGAAGAGACGAUUCAGUUACUGUCAAUGGCUUCCCUUCUUCGGCAUCCAGUUUGCCUGAGGCACAGGAAAGAGAACAGAAGUCUAUGCCGUGUGGUGAAGAGCACAAUCCAGUUGGUCCAGAUCAUGACAAGAUGACAAGAACUGCUCCUGCCGAGGAAACCUGCAAGCUACUGAGUGAGGCUUCCAUGGAAGUGCCAAACGUAAAUGAAAAUGAUAGUGUUGCUACUGACUCCCAAGACAGCUCUAGCAUGCACCAAGAAGGAUCGCUGCAGGCUCAGGCUCUGGCUCAACCAAAUCCAAAACGCGGCUUGGGAUCCAGGACAACUGGUGUCAGUGAGAAGCAGCAAGGAAGAAUCGUGAGCAGCAGAUACAACAAGAGAGGCAGGGGACGGGGUAAAUAAUCCUAAAUCAUGUCCUUGUACUCUAGUGUAAAAUUAACUGUAAACUAGACUAGAAAGGGAGGAUAGUGCCACGACAGGGCUAUAUUAAAGUUUAGCGAGAUUGAUAUAGCUCUCCUAGUUUAACAUUAACUAAGCUGGUUUUUCCCCUUCAAUCGGGUGUUUAGUAGCUGUUAAAUUUAGGUAUUGAUGUCAGUCCAGAGUGAGGAAUUGUCUCUGUUUUGCACAAGAUUUGCAAGCUGUAGUGAAAUUAAUUUGUUUUGUCA